AUGAAAUCACCUAAUGUGAAGGAGUUACUAGGAAAUCCUCAAUUUCCACAAAGUGCUCUGAAGGGAUCCAGAGUGAGUGAGAUGGAAGAUUUUGCUAGGAGCUUGUGUGGUUGGAGUUGGGAGGAGAACAAAUUGUUUGAGCUAGCUUUGGCAGUGGUGGAUGAGCAACACCCUGAACGGUGGGAAGUGGUUGCAGCCAUGGUUGGAGGAGAAAAAAGUGCAGGAGAUGUUGAGGAACAUUAUGUGAUCCUUCUGGAGGAUUUACUGGUUAUAGAAUCUGGAAAACUGGAUCAUAAACUUGGAGAAGUUAUGCCUGUUGUCCUUGUUGAGUGUAAGGAAUCCAUAUGCUUGUCCCACAGUGAUACAAGCAUGUAA
Sphenostylis stenocarpa is the source of this 375-nucleotide messenger RNA. Lineage: Eukaryota; Viridiplantae; Streptophyta; Magnoliopsida; Fabales; Fabaceae. The record is from the annotation of a GenBank genome assembly.